GUGAUAUGCCGCUAAUAAUUAAAAAAAUAUAUCGUUUUUGAUACGAAUUUCGAUAUUGGUUAUUUUGUAUCGAUGUAUCGAUAUAUCGAAUCAAAAUAUAUCAGCUAAAAAUAUCGAUAUAUCGAACAAAAAAUAUCGAUAUAUCGAUACAUCGAUAUAUUUUCAGCAAGCCUAUAAUAAAAUAAAAGCUCAAGGAAAAAGGGUUGUUCGGAUAAAAUAUAAAAAUUUUAUUUGUCUAUGUGAUGCUAGCGCACGUUCAUGGUGGUGGAUGGCGGUGCCGUGUGUUUUUAAAACUUAUUUCUUUUGAUUUGGCUAAAUAAUAUAUAAAUCAAAAUAAAAACUCGAAGAAGCCAUCCCUUCAAUAAGAAAACAACAAACAACAUUAAAAAUGCAACCAGAACUUCAUACACACCCUGAUAUAAACACGAAACCAUCAUUUCCCAAAUUUAAUCGGCCAAAAAUUAUAGGGUAUAUUGGUUUGGAGAACUUAUUGUAUGCUAGACGAAUAAAAAAUGAAAAUGUAAAUUUUGAUCUUAAUCUGCACAUAGACAAAGCUAUACGCAAGCCUCAAAAUAAAGAUGUUAAAUUAGAUGAUUUAUUGAAAUUUCUAUUAGAACACGAAAGAAGACUUAACUUUCCAUUGGAAACUAAUUUGAAGAAUGCUAAAAUCUUCUGCUAUAGGGGCCUAAUGACUUGUGUGGCAUGUACACCAUAUGAAAACAAAGAUCCAUGGAAAAUAGUUGUUAUUUUAUUCAAAGGUAAUAUAUUUUUAUGUGCAAGAGAUACUGAAGAGAAAAUUUAUCAAAAAAAUAAUAUGACAGAUCAAGAAAAAAAGUUUACAUCAUGGGGCUAUAAGUUUGAACAAUACAUGUUAUCAGAAAAUCCACAUGCAGAACCUAAUCCGGAUGUACCAGUAGAUGAAACUAAAGAGUUUUCCAUUGUAUUUACAACCAAUUUGAAUGAUCAUACUAUAGUUUAUGGUGCAGAGAUGGAUGGUAUUCGAUGUGAUAAGGCUCCUGUACCAAGUGCCCCAACUGAUCAAACAUCAGAGAACAUUUUACAAUAUUUAUCAGAUAAAGAGUUUAUUGAAUUGAAAACAAGUAGACACAUUCAGUUUGCUAAGCAGGAAAAUAAUUUUAGACGUUACAAGACAAAGAAAUGGUGGUGCCAGUCAUUUCUUGCUAAUAUAGACACAAUUGUCUGUGGAUUUAGAGAUGAUAAUGGGAUUGUUGAAGAGCUUAAAGUCUACCCAAUUAAAGAUCUUGCUAAAAUGUCCGAGAGAUCUUUUCGCACAAAUCGCUAUCUCAUGAUUCAGAAAACCGCAGCAAACCUUCUGGCCAAGAGCUAGAUGCUUCUCCACGAUAUUGCGGAGCGAGAAAACUUGAUCCAGGCAUCUCCUCACAUAAAAACCACCCAGUUUGAACAUCUCAACAUAAAAAUUACAAUAGUACUUAAAUGUCAUUAAGGGUAACAUUUAAAUUAUAACAAGAAAACGGCGCAACUCAAAGUGAGCCUUACCUAGCUUAGUUUGUUCCGCGAGUUGUCAGUUUUUUAUACGGCUCGUCGUGUCGAACAAUGCUCGCGACAAAAUAUGAUAGUUUUUACAGUUUAAACAUUAUUUUUACACAUUUAAAAGCAAAAUAAAGUGUUGAGUAUAUUUUUCGCGAGUCAUUGAUAUAUUCCGUCCUGUACGUAUAUCGACUAAAAAUCUAUUUUACAAUAAAAUGAUUUAGGAAAAAAUUGCACCCAAUAUUUUAAUUGGUUCAUAGGUAAAUAUUGUACAGACAAAUAUAUUAUUAUUUUCGUAUACUUUUCCACGUGUAUGUGAUAGGUAUUUAUUUAAGUAAAACAAAUAAAUUGGUGGUUAAUAAUUGAAUAGUGUAAUUUUUGUUCUUGGACUUUUACUUCCUUUACAAAAUAUACAUGAACAUAAUCACAUUGUUCCUGCCAAAUACUUUGACAUCGCAUAACAAAGUUUCCUCAUUUUGUGGGUUUUGCGUCAGAUGAUGGUAACACUAAUUCAUAUAUUUAUUUGAGUGCGGACAUACGCACACAAAUACAUGUACCUACUACACUCAACUUAAGGUGUCUGCAUCUCUGCUUUGCAAUGUUUUGGACAAACAUUGUUCAAAAUGCCUUUAUGCACACAAGGAAAUGAAUUCGGCACGCAUUACCGCUCUUAUUUUGUUUAAGAUAAGGCUUCUAUGCAUUUCUAAAAAUAUACUUUUAUGUUUCAGAGAUUUUGGAAGCCAAAUGUUUGUUUUAAUUUUCUGGAUACCUUUUUCACGUACGUAAAGAGAUGUUUAUCAAGAAAGAUAAAACACGAAUGUGGAGAGAAGGCACUUAAUCAUAUUCAUAAAUUGCCAUUAUUAUCAUUAAUGCUGGAAUGGAGACCUGGUAUGCCUAUACAAGUUUCAGAAAGUUAUAACCAUGAAGAUGACCCUAUAUUACCUCAAUAUUUUAUAGAAAAUUAUGGUAAAUCACUUGUAAAUGACGAGAAUUCAAGAUAAAUAUGGACUUUCACACUGGCGGCACGACGACUAAUAUAAUGCCUAUAUCUGUAGUCGCGUGUCCAUAGCAAUCAGGCGCGACCGCAGCCUAAAAUUUUGGAUGGGGUCACCAAACUUUUGUUUUCUUAUUUUGUAAAUUUUUAGAAUGUUUUUAAUUUGACGGGUGUGAUUUGGGGGAGAAGGAGGGGGUCUUGGUCUCUGUGACCACCAGAUGUAACAGAUCAUAGAGCGAGAUCCCAGUCACCCUAGACUUACGUGACUUUAGGGAAGAUGGAAUUUUUUAGAGUGGUAGUACCUAUAUAAUAUAAACUUAGUAACGAAUGGAUACUCGCUAAGCUUAAAGCUGGGCGGUUACAAAAGUUUUGAAAGGUGAAAAAAAAUACAUGCUAACUUACGUCAAAGUAGAAAGGCUGGGUUUUACAUAAAUGUUAUUUAUGAAAUUGUUACAAACCAAUCUAAAUGGUUACCAUAUACUUCCUUGGUGCCACAACUUUUGCGAGACAGUUUAAAAAUGGUUAAGUAAAAUUUGGUUGUGUCCAAAAACCCAAUUACAAAUAGCGUUGUUAUAUUGUGUUAGUGCUUAAAGCUGCUAUAAAUUUUAAUCGAUCGUCUAUUAAUAAAUUUAUGAAGUAUCUGGUAAAAGUUAUGGCAUACAGAAAGUGUCUGACAACCAUAAUGUUAAUUUAUAACAAUAUCAUUCCUAUAUAACCAAUGUAAAAUCCAGCCUCCCCUUCUUUGCCGUAAGUUAGCAUAAUUUAUUCCCACCUUUAUUUCUGCUAUCUAUGAAACAGCCCCGUUUUCAGCCAAGCGAGUAUCAUAGGUUACACAGUGCGAACUGGCCUAGUCAGUUAUUGGUGUCGAUUCUGGCAUGAUUAUCUAAACCUAAAGGACAUUGAGCAAAAAUGUAUGGAUGCUGCACCCACAUCCGCCAGGGCUUAAACUAUCAAAUCAAAUUAUUCCAUCCCAUACUUUCAUAUCAGCAGCUCGCUCUUGUGUGACGAGUCGAGCUACUGCCAUGUAAGUACAGGCUAUAGUAGCUGUCGACUGUCAUAUCAGCAGCUCGCACUAUGUAACCUCGCCUUGAGUAAAUAUUAUAAUAUCACUUCUAAAAAUUUCAUCACUCCUAAAAUCACGUAAAUCUGGGGUGACACUGAUCUUGUACUAUCAAUGGUUAAUCAGGUUUACUAUUUAUUAUAAAAGUUCCUAACUGCCUGUCUGUGGUCGCUGAUGAUAGGUUGAAUUUUCGUUGGUAAUUGUUUUUGUAAGAUUAAAUUUUAUUACAAAAAUACAUUUUUUUUAUUAAAUUUAUGUCUACUCAAUUUUCAAAAUGAGACCAAAAAUACUGUGGUACCAUUUAUUAUCACUGCAUAGCAAAUGGUGUAAAUCAACAUCCAUAUAAGACUAAUCAACAACAUGGAUAUCUUCACUUAACACGUACAAUUAAUUUUAAACUAUUUUGUUAAUGUGUAUUUAUAAAAAUAUGUAGAAAUAAAAACAAUUAACAGAACAACAUAGAUUUAAUAAAAUUAAAUGGGUGUCAUGUAUUUAAUUAAUAAAUCUUAAUUCCAAAUUGUAUUUACAUAACAAAUAUUUUUAGUAACAAAACCUCCAUCUAUGACUGACACUUGAAUGAAACUAUAAAUGUUGCAUGCAAUUCCAAUGUUUUAUGUAAACUUUAUUUCUAUUAACGAUAAGUUAGAAUCCAGACGUUAGCGGUAUUUUAACAUUAUGUCAUGUCCAAAAUGGAACAUAGACCCCCUCGUGAACAUAAUAGAUAAAGUCUAAUUUGAAGCGUUAGAAAAAUCGUAACAAAAGCCUUCUUAAGAAAAAUACUUUUAGAUGAUGUUUUUGAUUUAAGCACAAUUUAACCCAUUUUUAAUAAACGUCUUCGUCAAUCGAAUGUAAUUCGCUGAACAGAGACAUAAGGGUAACCAAUUAUCAUCUAUACUGCGCUGUGCUAUGAUCUACUUAGUCAAAUCAGACAGUAAGUGCAGCAUUGCGCUUUGUGUGGUUCUGUGAGUGCAACUCAAUGGUCACCAACUAUUGUUUCUACUACUACACUCGGCUAUUUGUAAACUUGACAUCAAUCUGUCCUUUUCAUUCCUUAUAAAGCAUGAAAAAGACAAACUGUUGUCAAGUUUACAAAUAGCAAAUACGAUUAACCAAAUGAAGUGACGGUAUAAUAAUGAGGAAAAUUGUAUCUACUGAAUAUAUACUAAAUCAAUAGUAACGAAGUUUAGAUAAACAAAGAAUUGAUGCAACUUUUCAGGGCUAACUAUACAUAAAGAUACAGAUUUAUGGUUUAUUAACUCUUGUGUGUGACCUACUGUGCUGUCUCUGACAGACCUGCUGUUCAGAGCAAAAUUAACAUUUCACGCAGCAGCUCACAAUUCAGAAUACACAAAGCUAUCAAGAUUGUCCGUUCGAUUUUCAACCUUAGUGGUUGGAUUUAGAGUUUUACAACAUUUUGAUAUUUUGUGGUAGCCCACAAAAUAUUGUCCAUACACUCGGCACCUAUUUAAACAGUUCUAUCAAUAAUAACCAAACUCAUUUGGUUCAAUUUCCAGUGUCGUACAUUCAUUUUCUGUACAAUUAUGCUAGUUAAACAUUUUAGCGACAGUGUGAUGAUAAUAAUUCUAUCGAAACAUUUAACACUCAUCAUAAGUAUACAUAAUAAUAACAUUAAAAAUACAUGAUUUCAAUGAUGAAUGAGGACACUAUCAUAGUUAUCAUUGUACGAACCUGUUCUUGACUUUUAAGCUUUAUGUCGGCACUUCAUUUGGCUAUUUGUAUUUGCUAUUUGUAAACUUGACAACAGUCUCUCCAUAUCAUGCUUUAUCACACUAAUAUUAAAGGCGAAAUUUUGUGAGUGUGUAUGUUUGUUACUUCUUCACGUCUAAACGGCUGGAGUGAGUGUAAUAAAAUUAAGUAUGGAGUUAGCUGACACCCUGGAUUAACACAUAAGCUACGUUUUACUGGUAACACAGCUAGUAAGAAAUAAAUGGGACAGACUGAUGUCAAAUUGACAAAUAGCAAACACUAAUAGCCAAGUGAUGGGCCGGCAUUAGAUAGGUACAAAAUUAUAUAUUCAAUAUACUCAUUAUCACAUAGUACAUUUUUUUUACUUCUUAACCAUAAUUUUGAAGUAACAAAUUCAAUGAUUCUAUUUCCCAGUAAUUGCUUUGUAAUAACAAUACUACACUUUGUGGCAUUUCAUUAUGAGCUUAAUGGGUGAUGAAAGCCUUACUUCAAUUUGAUGUGUCUGAGACACAACAAACAACAUAGGUGCCUACUGAUUAUGUUUUGUAGUGGUCAUGUUUUAUUGUAAUUAGUUUCAUAAAGAAUAUAUCAAUUAUUUGAGUUGAAUAUGAAAUUGCAUUAUACAUUGUAGAAAUAUGUGAACCAUACCAAACUUGGUAAAAGAAUUCCAAAGACUAACAUAUUUUUUAUACAUAUACAGCCAAAUAUUUGCAUUUUGUUUUUGAUAAUAACAAAAAUAGUAAAUAACUACUCUAGCUAAAAUGAUGAAUUGUUUGUUUGGUGUGAUAUAUCAAUACAAGUUUUAACAAGCUUUUCACUGUGUUAACAGCAGACACACAUUGCGAGUAAAGUGAAACUAAAUUUUAUUUAAAUAUGGAUUAGGGAUUUUCACUGAUUGUAGAUUUUUUUGUAUUAAUUAAUGAAUAAUGGAAUAACAUUAAAAUAUAUUUACACUUUCACUUAAUAAGAAAUGUACCUUAGUAAAAUUUACAACUUAAUAGUAAUUAGGUACUAAUCGAUUUUGGUGAGUUGUACCAAAUUGGAAUAAUAAGGCCUCAACGACAUAGGCGCGUUUAUACGGGUCAAAUGAAUUCAAGUUGUUUUUAGUACAUUAUGUAUGAGAACGGCUGCAAAGUUACACACUGCUGCGAUAAUAACGAAUAUCGCAAUAAUAUUAUUAUUGACCGAUAAUAACGAGCCUAUGGGCGGGAGGUUCAACUCUGAUCACUGAGGUACUUCGUUGUUAUAUUAUUCCUCAUGCGGAGUGACCAUGAAAUAAGUUUUUGCAUCGAAAAUAUCUAUAAACUUUUAAACAGUCUUCGGUUACACUUACAUAUAGGAAUAUCCCUGUCGAAUCAGUUAUUUGUACUAGCGUUAUAACAAAUUGUCUAAUAAGCUUUUUUAUCAGGCACAGGUCGAGGAAAUACUUUGAUGAUGUUCCGCCUCGCGUUUUACUAAAGUCUAAGCCGAACAAAGUUUUUUUAUUGUUAAAAAUAUUAGGUGAAAUGUUAAAAGAAAGUAUGCAUUCGUCUUUGCUGACACUGGUGUCGAUUCUAGCAUGAUUCUCUAAACGUAAACUUAAAUUUGACAGCAGUAUAUCCUUGUCAUUCUUGAUACAGAAUGAAAAGAAGAGACUGAUGUUAAAUUUAGUUUUAAGUUUAGAGAAUCACGCCAGAAUUGGCACCACUAUAUAGUCAUAAACAACCAAUCUGAAUGACACAAUAACACAAACAGCUACGUUAUAGAUUGGAGCGACAAAAACAAUUUUAGUAAAUCACCACAACUAUAUUUAUCUUUUCUUCUGAAUGACAGCAUUAUGAUCGGCUCUCUAAUUGUGUAACUUCAACUCCUAUCAUGACACUUGAAAUAUAUUGACGAACUUCAACUUAUACUUCGGAAUCGGUCCGGUUGAAGAUUAUAAUAUCUCUCAAAUAACACAAUGGAAAGAAAUAAAUAUGAAAUAAAUUUGGUCUCUCAUGCCAAAUGAGCGCUGGCCGAGUCUCCCGCCACGCCUGCAUGAAUGGCGUCAUCCGCAGAGCUCUUGUCGCAGUCAACGUGCCAGCGGUCCUUGAGCCUAGCUGCAUCUUUCGUGAAGAUGGCAAGAGACCUGACGGAAUGACGCUCAUUCCGUGGAAGCAGGGUCGCCCUCUUGUGUGGGACGCAACUUGCGCGGAUACGCUUGCUCCGUGCCACACAGAGAGCACCUCCCUUGCUGCGGGUGCGGCGGCGGCCUCUGCUGAAUGCUCUGAACGGCGGAAAUAUUCAGCUCUCAAUGAGAACUAUAUAUUUGUGCCGUUUGGUGUUGAGACCAUGGGCCCAUGGGGUCCAAGCGCUCGUUCCUUUUUUAAGGGAAUAUCAAAGAGACUCACCGAAGUUACUGGUGAUCAAAAGGCUGGCAGCUAUCUUGGUCAACGGAUCAGCCUUGCCAUUCAAUGUGGCAAUGCUGCCAGCCUAUUGAGCACCAUUCCCUGUCGGCGGCGCUGGGGGUGACUUAUUUUGUAAAUAGGAUGUUAUUUAUAAGUAGGUUAAGGAAAUUUGUAUUUAAAUAUUAUUUAUUUCUGUACAUAUAUAAUUAAAAUUUUGAUAUCAUGGAAAGUAUCAUGAUAGGAGUUGAAGUUACACAAGUAGUGGGCCCAUUUCAGGAACUAGGUGUUAAUCUAUCUCUUGGACCACGAACAUUUGAAGCCGACCAUUACUGGUUUCUCGUAAAGUUUAUUUUAGAACAAGGGUGUAUCAAUCAUUAAUUAGUUUGUAGCGUACUCUAUUAUAAUUAGGGACGGUAAGACCUCUUUGAACGGUAUCACUUGAAAAGCAAGGGCCGGCCUCGUCAGCGUUUAACAAUAUACGAAUCUUCACCUUCGAUUCUUUCCAUAAGCUCAAUGUAGCCACAUUGGCGGAAUUUUAAUUUCCCAUCGCAUUUAAUGCGUUCAAUAUAAAUUUAGUAUAUCAGUAAAAUUCCUAUUUGAUAAUAAAAUAUAUUAAAUCUUUGUGCUAACUUACAAUAAAUUCAUUUUUUUACUAUAAAAUACACUAUUAAUAUUCAUCCUUAUAAAUCAAUUUCUAAAUUACUUAUAGCGCGCUUUGCACGCUGCAUUGGUCUGGAUAAAUACUACGAACAGCUACAUAUAACAAAUUUUGUUGAUGGAACUGUUGUUUAAUUACAGUAUCACUAUUGGGUUGCAUCACGCUACGUAUUACAAAAUAUUUAUAGAAUAUUUCGAUGUUUCAUACUGAUUUCGUGUGAGCUUAGAUUAUAUUGUCAUUAGGCACAUGAACAUGACUUAUAAGACGGUUCACCUAGAAAGUAACAUUGGUGUCACGACUAUUACUCCACCAAUGUUACAAUGUAGCACUAUACAGAGACAGGGACAAUGUUUGUAUUUCACUCCUAUUUUUAUUAUUUUAUUAGAACAUUAUUUGCAUUAUUGAACAAGAUCCCAAAGCUUUUUAUAAGACUUCUAAUAAUUCUCGAUCAUUUACACAAAGCGUACAACUUGCAAUUUUAAUCUUUCAAACAUGGAAGUUGAAAGAUAUUUUCAUAGUUCAAAUAUCUAGAUUUCAAUUUGAAAGGCAUUAUAAGUUAUCAAUAUAAGUUUUAAAAUAAGACAAUUAGGGAGGUGGUAUUUCAUACACGCUCUCUCAAAACAUUUUACUGAUAAAUUUCGAUAUGAUGUAUUAAAGCAUUUGCUUUAUAUGGGGAUUUUAUAUUUGCUUAUCAUGUCGAAUAAUUAAGAUGAAUUAAUAAUUAAAAUGAAUUGUAAGAUAGUGGUCUUUAAGAGCCCUUUCACAUUUUUUGCAAAAAAAUCGUAAUUUUUGAGCGCCUCGUUUUUCCCCUUAAAAAGAUUUUGACUAUUUCCAAUAGAAGUAAACAGUAGAUUUAUACUUCCUAUUGUAAGUUAAUGUAGAAUAUUUGCAAAUAUUAUUUUCCUUUUUUGUACUUAUUAUUCUACUAGUUUACGGAAAAAAACGAUAAUAUGCACAACUUCAAAAGCCUCAAUCUCUCAAUAAUGUUCAAUAAAUAAGAUCAAAUUAAUUACUACGACAUCAUAAAUAUGUUUUUGUUGUAACAUAAUGUAUUAGAAUUUUCCAUCUCACUAAUUAUAAAAAAAAUCAUUUAACCUCCUUUUCCCAAAAAAUAAUGCAGGUUUACCUCGUAUUUUGAUACUGAAUUAAAGAGAAUUACUAUCAAAAACUUUCAUAAAACUAAUCUACCAUCAUUAAACUACUGAAUGUGUAUAUUUUUUUAUAAUUAGUUUAUUAAUAAUUCUUUUAAAAGGACUCGAAACAUCAUCCGUAAAAUGCAAUAUAUACUAGUGCAAAUUUACCUACGCGCCGAUUAGUACGGCAGCGGCGUAAUUUUGUAAAAGGGCUCUUAAGAGCCCUUAAAGAUAUAGGACACGAUGAAUAUGGAAUAAACGUAUUAUGUUGAUACUACGAAGAUUCACAAAAAGGAGCAAAUUUUCUAUUGUAGCAAAUAUGGAAAAAAAUAACGCAAUGUCAAAAUUUUGUUAAAGGUUCUUACUUACGUUUAUGUAGCCUAGUAAUGUUAUUGUGAUUGCUACUUAAUAAUUUAUAAGAAUCGUGAUAAAUUUUUCACAGAUGUUGAGUUAUUAAUAGUUUUUAGCAUGUCACUGUUACCGCUAUACAGUCCUAUAUAUUUUCGAUUAUUCAAAGAUUGGAAGCAUUCGAAAAUAAAAUAAAAAUUACAUUAUAAAUCAAUGUAUAAAAUUACGAUUUUACAAACCAUAGUAAUUCUAAAAACAAUAUAAUAAAACCAAACUUAAUAAAUUAAUUUUCAAUUUUAAAUCUAUUUUAAAGGUGUGUAUAAAAUGUAAAUUUUAAAAUAAUUUACAUUAAAAUUGAAAUUUUAUUUAUUCUUGUGACUUUUAACCCAUUAUCUAGUUCCAUCAUUGUUAAAAUCAUUUAAUAUAAAAUAUUCUUUAGUAUCUAUACAAAAAAAUAGGCAAUGCCUGUGUCAAUUCUAUAAUUUAUAGACAAAAUCAAUAAUGAUAACACCUGACUUUCAUAAUAAUGACCAGAGUUUGCUUUUGCUUACUCCCUAGUAAUUGAAAUAGCAUAGAUAUUUUUUAAUUAUCACAUUAAUAAUGGUGCACAAUAUAUUGACUCAACGUUUUGGGAGUGUGCGAUCUGAAUUUAAAAUUAGCCAUGCACAACUUAGAACCUUCACUGAAGGCAAACAAACAAACAUUGUACUCUUUAAAGAUAUCCAAUAUUUCGACAUCUAUAGUCUGUACAAACAAAGAUGUAACAUUAAAUAUUAUAUACAAACAUCUAUAUAUAAACAAGGGCUGACUAGAGAUCGACGUAUGGAGCGUCCAUUUUGUCGAGGUCGGCCAGCAAGGCGGGUGUUAGGGGGUCCAACAUGUCCUCUCGCAACAUGUCGUUCAACGGAGAUGCCAGGCUUUGGUCAUUAUCCAUCACGAUAUCAUGAAUCUGCGAAGAACCUCCCACUGAAUUGCCGUUGAUUAGAUAAUCUCUAUUACUGUAGCUGAAAACGCUUCUGUCCUCCACCAACUGCGGAGUCGACGGCACAGAUUUAGAUGAUAUGCCGUUAGAUGCAUUGGAAUAAGAAUUUUCAGCAGGAAACAAUUCCCUGGGACGACACGAGUCGAUUUGUAAAUUCGACGCUGCACGUUUGAAUGGUAACGGUGUGCUAGGCACAGACCGAGACGUAUAAAACUUAUUCUUAUCGGAUUCUAAUUCGGAUAGGUCAAAUUCAAUACUAUUAGGUCGUUUUAAGAAAUCCUCAACAUUAUCCGUGGAAGUAGCAUCGUUAGUGAAGCUCUGAUUGAACUGACUGCUUCUAUCGAGUAAUUCGUCACCGCUGGGCAUAAGGGAACCGAGCUGUUCAUCAGAAAGUAUCGUCUGUUCGGGCAUGUGAUCACAACCAUUACUCAGCGUAUUGUUAGAAUUCAAUAGUGUUUGAGCUGCGUUUGUGUUAAGUACAUCAUUGCUACUGUCGAUCGCAUUGUAAAUUUUAUCCAAUGUUUCAGAAUUUAAACCCGCCUUCGAUAUAUCACAUGUGUCAGCUAAAGAGCCAAAAUCACAAAACUCAUUAGGGACCGGCGUGGGUGGGACUGAACCGACUGGGGUGUUAUUAUAACUUAACAAGCACAUGUUAUUGAUGCCUUGUUUGAGGGGCACAGACUGUGACCUGAACGAAUCUGGUACCGGCCUAUAAUUAACAAGAGGUUCUUGAAAGAAUUGACUGACCUCACUCGAUAAAGGGUCAGCUGAUAACGGCUGCGUGAGCUCCCUAUCCAUAUGAUCUCGUAUCGGAGUAUUCGGUAAAAAGUUUAAACUUAGGUUAUGAGCACCAUUCGAUACGGGAGCGCAAUGAAACAAUUGUGCUUUAUAUUGAGAAUUUAGAAUGUUAGGUGACGGCGGUGCAGACAUCGGUUGGAUUGAUUGGCAGAAUUUGCCUGGGCCACAUACCGGCAUUUUAUUUAGGAAUUUCUGAUCGUUCGGUAUUGCAAACUGCUUGUGGCAUUGAUCAACCACUCCUAAAGAUAAAGGGUUCCGCCUUUUUCGUCCGUUUAGUUUUGGUAUUGGUCUUGGGCAAAAUUUCGAACGUGGUACGGGUGUAUUUCGGGGACUUACGAAAGGGCUCGCUGCAGUGCUGUGAGAUAUUGGUGAAGUUUGGAGUGAAUUUCCCAUAACAGACUUAUUGAUUUUCGUUGGACUAUGUCCACUUUGGCUAAAUCCCAAAGGCGAUUUCGAAUUAAAAUUGCCAGGCGACUGGCAUCCGUCAGAUAUAGGAACAAAGUCGUACUGUUGCGUUCUAGAAGUAGGACUCUGAGGUUCGUUCUGACAAUUAGGAUGAUUUGACGAGCUGUUACUUAUAAAUGGUGGGGCAGUUCCAUUUUCAUUCGGAACAGAGUUACACAUUUUGCUGUUGUUCACCCCGAUUUGGUUCAAUGUCGGAGGUCCGUUGGUUACAUCGACGUCGCCGAGCGGUUUAAACGCACCAUCGUUCGUAGCUAAUUUGAGCGUCUGCUCGUGCGAAUUUUCUUUGAGUUGUUGCUGAUCCUGAUUUAUAGAAGCAUUCUGCGAAGAGCUAUUCUGGUUUUUUAAAUUUUUCGCCAGCAGUUCGCGCAGUUGUGAUAUCUUUUCAUUCUUGCCCUGACUGUGAUCGUCGUGCGGGUCUUGAUUGGUUUCUAAAAAAGAAGCAGCGUCGCAGGCGGACGGCGUUUCGGUCGGCUCCGCAUCCUUCGCUUGGAAAUACUGCAGCAGCUCCUCCUCGUGCUCCUGACUGUUGCCCUCGUUAAGGUAGUCGUCGAGAUCGUGCUUGUCGAUGUUGCAGAUGCUGAUCACCCGCUCCCUGUUGAGGAUCUCCGAGUGCUUCUCCUCGCAGAUCAUGCCGGUUUUGAUGUUGAUGCCGUCCAGGCCGCAGCAUGUGUCGGGGCUCGCGGGCGGGCGGGGCCGCGCGGGCCGGCGCUCGCUGCGUUCGGGCCUAGGGGUCUGCGCCUUCGUCGACCGCGUGGGACUCGCCGCCUCCUGUUCCUCCCGGGCCAGCGCCGCGGCGGUGCUUUUGGACCGGCUCGUUAAGUUUUUUGGAUCCUCUAAAAAAGCGACCGCGGAACGUGCGGGGGUCGGGUCCGCGGAGGCGGAGGGGCCGUCGUUAGCGGCGUGGCGCGCGGCGGCCAGCUUGCCGCCCAUGAUCUCGGCGGCGCGCAUCUUCUUGGGCAGGUACUCGGCGCGCGGGAACUCCUCCUGGGUGGGCGGGGGACGCGGCUCGGGUGGGGCGCGGGGGGAACUGCCCUGGGUCUCGCUGUGGUAUGUCUCUAGGAUGAGUUUCUUACCGGGUAGGGGCAGGCGUGGGGGCGGCUCGGGGGGCCGGCGGCGGGCCCAGUCGGCGGCGGGGCCGCGCGCGUCGCUGCUGAGGUUGAUAGGCACGUUGAGCGCGGGGUCGGGCACGUUGAGCGAGAGGUCGCGCGCGUACCCCUGCUCGUACGCGUACGCCUCGGGGCGGUAGUCGGCAGGCGAGGGGUGGGGGUGGGGGUGAGGGUGCGCGCGGGGCGGUCCGAACGCCGCGUAAGGCGCGCGCACCUCGUACACAUACGGCGGAUGGUAGCCGUACUCUGGCGCGUCCUCGUGUUUCACAGGCGCGGGGGUGUGCUGCGCGUACGACGUGGAGGGCGGCGACUCGCUCGCCUCCUGCGCCUUCUUCUUCCGCGGCCGACCCGGUGCACCCUGCGUCUGUACAUCGUGUAUUCAGAAUUUAAUAAAUAAAAAUUCAA
Chilo suppressalis (striped riceborer) is the source of this 13531-nucleotide messenger RNA. The record is from the annotation of a GenBank genome assembly. NCBI's taxonomy places the organism in Eukaryota, Metazoa, Arthropoda, Insecta, Lepidoptera, Crambidae.